UGGGGGUGGAGCGUUUGGGAUGUUUCGGAGGCUAGCAGAUCGUUCUUUUCUGUCUCUCAAGUAUUAGUAGGGCAGUCUAUGCACGUAUCGGGGACGAGCUAAUCAUGUAGUGAAUACAAGACAUUUUGCCCAUAUGUACACUCUUCUUGUAUGCCGUUCUUGAAUUGUUAGGAAAUCAAGAUGGCGACUGGCUGGUCAAAAAUUACAACAGAAAACAACAACUUCGCACGGUUGUGUAAGUUGUUAAUCGAUGGAGGAACUCAUGUCCUUAGAGAGGUAUUUGAUGCCAGACAUCCACCUCAUGAUCUAAAUAGACAUCUAACGGAUCCUGCUAUCUACUCAAUCCUGUCUGACUUGUACCACAAAAGAAAAAUAUUGAAGGCAGAUCAGUGGGACAAAUUGUAUCCAAGUAUUGGAACUGUAACUUCGCAAAGUUUUGAUAUUACUCUUUUAAGUUUACUACUGAGGCAUACGUCUUUUUUACCGACACCUGCCAACGGCUGGGAUAAGGAGCCUGCUUCAACAAGCAUCAACCCAGAAGAUGAUAUCGUAAGGAUCAGACUGUUUCGUAAUAAAUUAAUACAUGUUCCUGGUGCGGCUUUAUCAGAUGCUGAUUUUACGAAAUACUGGGAUGACAUCUCAGCUGUGAUAAUUAGACUUUGUUGUGGAGAUAAAGCAGUUAUUAAGGCAGGCAUUGGUAAAUUGUCGGAAUCAUUUCAGCAAUCACUCAAACCACACGAAUUGGAAAGUAUAUGUAGAGCUUUCUUUAAUGAAAUGCCUAUGUUUGCUAAAUUGAUCAAUUCAAGAGGAAAGGACCUUCAGGAAGAUCACUUAUGUGCACCCAGUAAUGAAGAUAUUCAGAAAAAGCCAUCUGCCCUUUCUUUGAUGUUGAAUAGAAUGAAGAUCUUUGCAAAAACAUUUUGGAACAAAAAUGAUACUAUGCUUAUCUUUGUUAAACGUAUGACUGGAAAAACUAUAAUACUGAAAGUUGAACCAAGCGAAACCAUUGAGAAUGUUAAGACAAUGGUCCAAAACAAAGAAGGUGUUCCACCAGAUCAGCAGCGUCUUUUAUUUGAAGGGAAGCAGCUUGAAGAUGGCAGAACUCUCAGUGAGUAUAACAUUCAGAAGAUGUCAACACUUCAUCUUGUGUUAAGAGGAGGAAUUCAUAUCUUUGUUAGGAGCUUAGAAAGGACUAUCACCCUUGAAGUUGAACCCAGUAGCAUAAUUGAAGGUAUUAAGGCAGAGAUUCAUGUCGAAGAAGGCAUUGCACCAGACCAGCAGCGUCUUAUAUUUCAAGGGAAGCAGCUUGAAGAUGGCAAAAGUCUCAGUGACUAUAGCAUUGAAAAAGAGUCAACACUUCAACUUGCGUUAAGAUUGAGAGGAGGAAGAAUGCAGAUCUUUGUUAAGACCAUGACAGGAAAGAUCAUCACCCUUGACGUUGAACUCAGCAACACAAUUGAAGAUAUUAAGUCAAAGAUUCAAGACAGAGAAGGCAUCCCACCAGAUCAGCAGCUUCUUAUUUUCACAGGGAAGAAACUUGAAGAUGGUAGAACUCUCAGUGACUAUAACAUUGAAGAAGAGUCAUACCUUUUUUUAUUGUCAGUUUAUCAUAAUGGAAACUGCUGUAUCCCCCCAGAAUACUACAUUCAGUACUUACAAGAGUGGUUUGAUUUUGAGGAAGAUGAAAGUGAAAAGUAAUAACAGCCAUUAAGUGCUUUUACUCCCGCUAUAAGAUUUAAUAACCUGUGGAAAGGAAGUGCUUCUACUAUCUGAUAUAAACUAUUGAGGAUAAGAAAUACUUUAUUUGAACUGAACCUUAUAUACAACAUAUGAGAAAACAUUUUUCUACAUGUUGUACAACUCAGGAAAGAAACCGCAAUUAAUGAAACGAUUUGUUCCUGUUACUGAUGAAUCCACCAUAAACAUCACAAGUGCAGUAGAAAAGUAUACUUUUAGCUGCUUUUCAAAGCGAUUAGAAAGCAAAGGGAAAAAAAUAGAAUUAUCAUAAUAAUAAAUAAAGGGAAAAGGUGAUUGUCCUACAUCACAGCACAGGUACUGAAUUGCAAAAUGCAGCUCGACAAGCUCUCAAGUUGAAGUGCUAUAUUACAGAUACAUUUUACAUACACUUACACAUAGGAGUGCUGCCAGCUAGGCUCUUCCUUUACAUAGCACCAUCAAUAGUUCGUGGGGAACAGCAGAUAGAAAUGGUUCGUUUUUACUGAGGGAGGAAAAACUGCAAGAGACCCAGAAAAACCCUUUGAAGCAAGGGAGAGAACAAAUGUAUGGCAUUCCCACCGAGAUUCAAACAGGACCCACAGAGGUGACGGGCCAGCACUCUCACCACUCACUCGGCCACCACUUCUUUCCAAUUCCAUAUUCAUUGCAAUUUUUGUGGACAAUGAUCAGAUAAAAAAAUGUUCUGUCUGCCUGUCUAUUUUGAUCCCUAAAAAUUUAGAAAGUCAUCUUAUUAUAUAUAUAAAAAAAGAAUGAAUAUACAUUAAAAUAAAAUAAAAUAAGUAAUUAUAGUUAAAUAAAUUUCAAGAAUAUUUCAGUGAACUCAAUUGUUGAUUCAAUUAGUAUAUGCUGACUAAUCUGGUCGCUCUAAAUAUUUUGUAUAUUAGUGUUGUUAGCACUGACCCCCCUGUAAAUUCAGUAAUUAAUUGCGAGAGGUGUGAAUAAACAUGAUUGAUUGAUUGAU
This is a messenger RNA of Exaiptasia diaphana, 2698 nucleotides long. RefSeq names its product polyubiquitin 3-like. Gene Ontology annotation, cellular component: cytoplasm; nucleus. The transcript has a single exon. Lineage: Eukaryota; Metazoa; Cnidaria; Anthozoa; Actiniaria; Aiptasiidae. Gene Ontology annotation, molecular function: ubiquitin protein ligase binding; protein tag activity. Bases 181 to 1698 code for a protein of 505 amino acids. The record is from RefSeq and is a predicted model, not a curated record. Gene Ontology annotation, biological process: modification-dependent protein catabolic process; protein ubiquitination.